AUGGGCGCAUCAUCACAACCAUCCUUCUGUCUCCUCACCCAGGGUCCUCCCGAGAUUCUGCACGAGAUUCUCUCCUACUGCCAGAAAAAUGACCUCUUCACCAAAAGGGAGACAACCAAGAAGUACAAAGGAAGAUGCCUCCACGGUCGUCCCAAAACCCGCAAAGCUCCCAAUAAUCACUGGACAGCGAAAAAGGGCCAGUCGUAUGGCUACCGCUGGUGGAGGCGAUGGGGGACUUCUGGCGUGGACUCUUGGGCUUACAAUGAGAAGCCAAGGACUCCCGGUCAAAUGAUCAACGCCAGAGUGGUUUAG
Colletotrichum siamense is the source of this 312-nucleotide messenger RNA. RefSeq lists its product as uncharacterized. The record is from RefSeq and is a predicted model, not a curated record. Lineage: Eukaryota; Fungi; Ascomycota; Sordariomycetes; Glomerellales; Glomerellaceae. Bases 1 to 312 code for a protein of 103 amino acids. The transcript has 3 exons.